GUUAAGAGUCACAGCGCUGGCUACCAUAAUUGGAGGCAUUGAGGAUGGGCAGGAUGUGGGACUUGGCAGAGGAGCCCCUGCUCUCAAACUGCCUCUUGCCUGAGCACUGAGGAAUCUCUAGGAUAAAACAGAUCAAGACUGUGGAUCAGCAGCAGCCUCACCCCAGCAGCAACAGAUUCUCCACUGUCCCCAGUUGCUUCCCCCUGCAUCUCCUGAGUUGCCCCCAUCCCGGGCCCAGGCCCAGCCACCAUGACAGACACACCAGUGGAGGAAUCCCUCUUCCAAAUCAUCCACUGCUACCACGAGUACGCUGCCCGGGAAGGGGAUGUAGAGACACUGUCGCUGGAGGAGCUGAAGGCUCUGCUCAUGGACAACGUGCCCCGCUUCAUGGAGACCUUGGGCCGGAAGGAGCCGUACUACAUCACACAGUUGUUCCGGGCGGCAGACAAGAACCAGGACAACCAGAUCUGCUUUGAGGAGUUCCUCUACAUCUUGGGCAAGCUGGUGAAGGACUACCACUUGCAGUACCACCGGCAGCUGUGUGCCCAUUAUUGCACCCAGCACAGCCUGUAUUAGGGGGAGUGCAGGGGCCUGCCUAGGGAGCAGGUGUGACCUAGCUGUGGGCAGCUGAAGACAGAGCUGUGUGUGUGUGUGUGUGGAGUGAACGCUGUGAGGGAAGAGAAUAAAGCAACUUUGUAAAGACUUCUGGGUGUUGCUCAGCUCCUGGUUCCAUGGAUCUGCUCUGGGCCCAGAAAGAAAGAUUUGGUUCUACUCUGAGGAUCAGUCAUUUUGGGUAGUCUGUGCCCCAGGAGCCCCUGUCUGAGUGAGGAGAUAGCCCCUGCCCCCAGGCACCCCUGUCUGAGUGGGGAGACGGCCCCUGCCCCCAGGAGCCCCUGUCUGAGUGGGGAGACAGCCCCUGCCCCAGGAGCCCCUGUCUGAGUGGGGAGAUAGCCCCUGCCCCCAGGCACCCCUGUCUGAGUGGGGAGACCCUUACCCGAGAGGGUGGAGUCUCUUCUCUCGGGGAGUCAGCUCUCUGACAAGGAAGCCAGGCCUCACCACUGAUGUUGUGGUCACUCAUUCACUACACAUACCUGAUUGGACAGGAGCCACGAGGGAAGAAGUUCUCCCAGCUUCAAAAGAGAGCCCCAACAAAGGCGGAGCAGCCAGGACUGGGAAGGGCCCAGGACAGGGUGGGGAAGAUGAUGCUGGUAAUUGACAUGGGUGGCAGGUCCAUGGCCAGUCGGUGAGGGAAGAUUGUGAGGUGGGUUUUCCAGACGUUGAGUCAGAGAUGGGUCAAACUUAAAGUUGGCAAUGCAGCCUGUUAAUGAGAAGACUGAUGAGUGGAAUGUGGGUGACUAUCGAUCAGGGAAAGCUUCCUGGGGAGAGGAGGGUUUGGUUUUGUUAUUGUUAAUAAAUAAAUGAUGAUGGAUAUGG
Molecule: messenger RNA, 1434 nt
Organism: Bubalus bubalis (water buffalo)
Lineage: Eukaryota; Metazoa; Chordata; Mammalia; Artiodactyla; Bovidae
Product: protein S100-A15A
Exons: 3
Coding region: 250-576 (108 amino acids)
Cellular component (GO): cytoplasm
Molecular function (GO): transition metal ion binding; calcium ion binding
Source: RefSeq, a predicted model, not a curated record